Messenger RNA from Arabidopsis lyrata subsp. lyrata, 557 nucleotides. RefSeq lists its product as uncharacterized. The record is from RefSeq and is a predicted model, not a curated record. Lineage: Eukaryota; Viridiplantae; Streptophyta; Magnoliopsida; Brassicales; Brassicaceae. The transcript is spliced from 4 exons. The coding region runs from base 49 to 345 and encodes 98 amino acids.
UCGCGUUAGUCUCCUAGCAGCCAUAGCUCAUCAUGAGAAGGCCGCUUAAUGGUCUUAAUGGGACGAGGAUAUGAAAUUCAAGAAGCAAAACCUGUGGAGAUCGAGAUGGGAAAUGAGAGCAAGAGCAAUUUGGGAGGAGGAUUUAGGGCAAAGAUGGAGCACUAUGUCUACAGUGGGGAGAAGAAGCACGUUUUGGCUGGGAUCGGGAUUAUCUCCAUCAUCUUCGGAAUCCCCUGGUAUCUAAUGAAUCAAGGAUCAAAGCAUCGAUCUCACCAAGAUUACUUGGAAAAAGCCGAUCAAGCUCGAAAAGCUCGUCUCUCAUCAUCUUCAUCCUCGGAUAAGUAGUCAUCUCCCCCACUUGGAAUCCUUUUUGGAGACUCUAGUCAACUACAUUCUGUGAAUGAUCCAUACAUUGUUUUCCAUGUCUUCAAACUCAGUAAUGUCUCUGUGGUUGAGUUCAGAUAUGUAUUUUUACACUCUACUCUGAGGUUUCUAUAUCGAAGAUAAUGAGAUGGUUGUAAAUUUGCGAUACGUUAAAUGCUGUUUCUUCUUGUAAA